Messenger RNA from Papaver somniferum (opium poppy), 834 nucleotides. Its product is annotated as protein MAINTENANCE OF MERISTEMS-like. The coding region runs from base 1 to 834 and encodes 277 amino acids. Lineage: Eukaryota; Viridiplantae; Streptophyta; Magnoliopsida; Ranunculales; Papaveraceae. The transcript is spliced from 3 exons. The record is from RefSeq and is a predicted model, not a curated record.
AUGGAUGGUCAUCUAAGCAAGAAGUUUAAUCUGAGUAAGUUGAAGGACACAUUAUCUGAGACCAAGAAAAUCUAUAAUGAGGAAGGAAGGGUGGAAUUGGUGCGAAUCAAUACUACCGCGUCAGCUUAUUUGCUACACAUCCUGGGCAAAUAUAUCUUCCCCGACAAUUCCGGAAGCUUGGUCGACGUCAGGUAUAUGCAACUACUUGAUCCCUUAGAUAAGAUUGAUGAGUAUUCUUGGGGUACUGCGGUGGUCUCCUUCUUGAAAAAUGAGUUGACAAAGGCUUCAAGGGAACUCACUGCAAAUUGGAUAUAUGAGCACUUCCCUACUUUAGUGAAUGCCAACUCCCACGUCAAAGUGGAUGAGAAUGUAGCGAUUGAUAAGCCAAGAGGACAAAGAUACAGUUUUAAGGAUGGUCAGGAUAAGGAAACGACGCAACAAAUUAUCAAAAUCCAAAUCGCCAUUGACAAAUUGACUGUGGAUGAGGUAACAUUUGAUCCUUAUCGAGAUGCUCUAAAUCAAGGUUUAAUACAAAGGAGAGACGAUGUUGCAUUAUACUACGAUCCCUUGUUUUUAACCCAUGGAUAUUCAAUGUACGAUCCACAUCGGGUAAUCCGACAAUUGGGUUACAUCCAAGAAGAACCCCAUUUCGAUGCUGAGCCAGACUUUAAAGUGAAGAAGCAUUUGAAGAGCCUUGUGAGGGUGAUGUGUGUUGCGCGAGAUAAAGAGAAGAUCCUUUAUCGAUUGAAGAGCAAAGUAAGCACAUUGACUUUGCUAGAAAUGUUGACAAUGAGGAUGCCUAUGAAUUUUUCAAGAAAGUUGAUGCUGAAGUAA